Ziziphus jujuba (common jujube) is the source of this 1098-nucleotide messenger RNA. Its product is annotated as transcription factor IBH1. Gene Ontology annotation, biological process: regulation of DNA-templated transcription. The coding region runs from base 217 to 696 and encodes 159 amino acids. The record is from RefSeq and is a predicted model, not a curated record. Lineage: Eukaryota; Viridiplantae; Streptophyta; Magnoliopsida; Rosales; Rhamnaceae. The transcript has a single exon.
UUUCUCUACAAAUAAACAGACAUUUAUGUCAGAACUGGAUUCUCCUUUUGUCCUUGUGAGCGGUGUGCAAAGCUGACUCCUCUUUGUGUCAGAAAACAAAAUCGCCAUCUCCAUUUCCAUCUCCAAAAUAACACUUUCUCACUCUUUCUGCCUCCAAACCUAAACCCACCACAACCCCCCUAAAAAAACCCUAAACUUUAUCUCUAACCCCCCUCCAUGAAUCCAAAGCCUUUAUCUUCAACCUCCAUUACCAGCACUAUCAAAUCAAGGUUCACACAAGGGUUUCUCAGAGCCCUCAAAAGAAUAAACAGACAAAAACCCAGAACUGGAACUCCUCCUCCUUCUUCUUCUCGAGAGAUCUGUAAACGAUAUCUGAAAGUUAAGGUUGCUGCUGAUGCAUCCAUGGCCUGUGCUGUUGGGUCUAGAAGAGCUUGGAGCCGAGCUAUGCUGAGGAAGAUUCGAAGCCAAAGUACUUGUGUGAAAGUAAGAAGAAGAACCAGGUUUAGAAUGAAGAAGAAAGAGUCAAAUGAGAAGGAGGAUGGGAAUCCGAAAGCCAUGGAGCUUCGGAAGCUCGUGCCGGGCGGAGAAGCCAUGGAAAUCUGCAAGUUGUUGGAUGAGACUGCACAUUACAUUAAGUGCCUAUCCACCCAGGUAAAGGUGAUGAGAAGAAUUGCAGAUUUUUACUCUUCAAAUUAGUUGAGACGGUUCUAAAAUAUAUAUGAUAUAUGCUGGAAGUUUAUAUUAAGAUUAUUAGUGCAAUAAGUUUUCAAUUUAAUUUCUCUAUGAAAAAAUUUUAGCAAAGAUUUGAGUGAAGGGGAAAAGAAAGAAAUGUAAUACACCCAUACAAAGGAUUUAUUCGACUUAUAUGUAUGUAAUGUGGACUGCUGCUUUUUUUUUUUUUUUGAUGUGUCAGUUAAUGCAUGGUUGAUAAACUUUAUAUUCCAAAUCCUCUCCGAAAUAAAAGAAUGAAAUAAUUGAAGAGGUUGUUUUUGUUUAUUGUUAAAGAUUCAAUGGAGUUUUGUACUUUGUUCGUUUUGAAAAAAUUUAAAGAAAAUUAGUAUAUGUACUUAUAUAGGUACAAGAAAUUCACCAUUUUAU